This is a messenger RNA of Triticum aestivum (bread wheat), 1550 nucleotides long. RefSeq lists its product as uncharacterized. The transcript is spliced from 7 exons. The coding region runs from base 360 to 1550 and encodes 396 amino acids. The record is from RefSeq and is a predicted model, not a curated record. Lineage: Eukaryota; Viridiplantae; Streptophyta; Magnoliopsida; Poales; Poaceae.
AUACGUCGCCGCUGUCUCCUGUCCUUCGUCUUUGCGCGCAGCCUCUCGAGAUGGUCGUGCGCUGCUGCGUCCUAUCCUGCCCAGCUUGGUCGCUGGCCAGGCUCUAGCGGUGCCCAGCUUGGUCGCUGGCCUGCCCAGCUUGGUCGCUGGCCAGGCUCUAGCGGUGCCCAGCUUGGUCGCUGGCACAGGGAAUUCUCCCACGAAGCUGCAUCUCCUUCCAUCCUGGUUGCAUCUCUCUUCGUCAUGUAGAUCAGAAUCGAAGCUUUCUCGCCAUGCGUGAGAUUUUGUGCAUGGUUGGGAGGGAGGCGAGUCUUCGUUUGUGUCCCUGCUGAGUUCUUACUGUUCGUUUUGUCUUUGUUAUGGUUCGUUCCCGUGCUCAUGCUUCCCAGCGUAUUCGCUCCACGUCGUUGGGUUCCUCUUCCUCGGUGGGUUCUUCUUUGCCGGUUGGUGCUGUUGAUGGGAGGUUUCUUGCCCAAGGUUCGAGUGCUGAUGAGGCGCGGCUGCGACGCCAGGCACGGCAAGAUAUCCGUCGUGGGAAGCGUCCUGUAGAUUCAUCGUCUGUUGGAAGGAACGUUCGGCCUGUACUUGAAGAGCUGGUUGAUCCUUGUCUUCUUGCUGUUAGAGCUGCAUCUGGCGUGGAAGUUUUGUGUCGUCCGUAUUUUACUGUUGGUUGGUUGUCUGGUUCCUCGCGUGGACCGACUCCUUCUGUUCUUCCUACACCUGUUGUUAGUCGUGUUGAUGCUGUUUGGAAUCGUCGGAAGCGAAGGAUUCUUCGAGAUUAUUACACCAGCAAAAAAAGAGUUCCUGCUAUGGAGCCGCCAUUUGCUAAGGAAAAUAUAUUACUUCUUAAAGGCGUUUCACGUGUUCGCUCUUAUUAUGGUGGUCCUGAGUAUGUUUGCCCGGCGUGCCAUGCUUCAUUUUGGUUUCUGGAGGGCUGUAAGAGUUAUGCUACUGGUGGUGGUCGCCUUCCAGUGUAUACUGGCUGCUGCAAGGGAGGCAAGGUGUCGUUGCCUUCAUUUCCCGGGGGUCCCUAUGUCUUCAAGAUGAAUGGGGUGGUUUAUCAUCGUAUUGGUCCUCUUCUUCCUUCGGGGAAUAGUGCGCCAAAGUAUGCUCAGCUUUAUAUGGUGGAAUCUGCUGAUGAAGUGCAGUUGAGAAUUAGUGCCUUUGAUCGUCAAGGAGCUGAAACGCUUGAUCCUGAUCCAGGCAUUGUGGCUUCUCUUAUUGCUAUGUUAAAUAGGCAUCAUAAAUUGGUGCAUAAGUUUAGAAUGGCUAGGGAAAAUCUGUGUUCUCCUUCUGCUCCUAGGGUGGCUAUACAUUUUAUGGGUGAUGAAGGCGGUGGUCAUGGUGACCGUUUUUCUGGUCCUGCUUCAUGUGAGGUGGUUGCUCUUAUAGUCGGCGAUUACACGCCUGAAUGUAAAAGAUUUGAUGUUAUUGCUGAAACUCGCUCUGGUUUUCUUCGUAUAUUGCUAUUGGUGGGCCUCAUGGAGAUGGGCAUUGUAAUAUUGGUGGACGUUUAUGUGGUCGUUCUUCUCGAGGGCAAGUAUCUAUGA